This is a messenger RNA of Morchella importuna, 273 nucleotides long. RefSeq lists its product as uncharacterized. NCBI's taxonomy places the organism in Eukaryota, Fungi, Ascomycota, Pezizomycetes, Pezizales, Morchellaceae. The transcript is spliced from 3 exons. Bases 1 to 273 code for a protein of 90 amino acids. The record is from RefSeq and is a predicted model, not a curated record.
AUGACAACAGUUUCUUCAGCAUUAUCCUCCUCUCAUAUUUCAUCCUCAUCGUGGAGAACAGAUUUCUUGAGCUCUCUUGCCCAGCGCGAUAAACGGGAGAAGUCCCAUGAUGAUUUUAUCUCUGCCUACUCUCGUCUAGCGUCACGCACCACCUCAAUUCACGAGUCUUCCGCUUCAUCCAAAGAUGCUUCUAAUGCACUCGGGGAUGGAGUCCCAGAAGGUGGAGACCUAGACCAAAGCUCACUUACAGUUGAGCCUCAAAGCGGUGGGUGA